AUGCAAAAUUCAAACAGUCAGCUGUUCGGUAUAAUUAUCCUUCUGUGGCUAUUAAUUUUAAUAACAACACAUUGUCACCCAAAUAUGGAUGAAAAUUUUGUCGCCGAUAUUUUACCUAUGGACAUUUUUGUCGAGUCCACAAAAUCAAAAGAGGUCUAUCGUGAAAUAAAAGGAAAGGAUGACAUAGAAAUGUCAAUGGCCAUAUCUGAAAUAACCGAUUCAAUUAACUACAGGAAAUCGUCAAAUUUGACCAUUUCUGGAAACAAUAGCUCCGAAAUUCAAAAUAGUGAGCUCUAUUUUUCGUCAUAUUAA
This is a messenger RNA of Loa loa (African eye worm), 312 nucleotides long. RefSeq lists its product as hypothetical. The record is from RefSeq and is a predicted model, not a curated record. Lineage: Eukaryota; Metazoa; Nematoda; Chromadorea; Rhabditida; Onchocercidae. The coding region runs from base 1 to 312 and encodes 103 amino acids. The transcript has 2 exons.